Messenger RNA from Trematosphaeria pertusa, 2770 nucleotides. Its product is annotated as acyltransferase-domain-containing protein. Gene Ontology annotation, cellular component: mitochondrial membrane. The record is from RefSeq and is a predicted model, not a curated record. Lineage: Eukaryota; Fungi; Ascomycota; Dothideomycetes; Pleosporales; Trematosphaeriaceae. The coding region runs from base 219 to 2669 and encodes 816 amino acids. The transcript is spliced from 3 exons.
GGCUUUCCUAGAGCGAAGCUCUUCCCAGCGAAAUGAAUCGUUCAUUCUUCAGCGAUUUAGGGCAAUUGGUCAGAACCACCCGCGUGCGCUGACCCCCCCAUAGCACGCGGCUCCAUGGACAUCCUGAACCCGAGUACCUCGCCGUAACAGCAUCCCCGAGACCUCACAAUACGCACCUCACGCCUCGCGCCUCACCAAGCCGCCCGCCUGUACCAAAAAUGCCGUCCUCCACCAAAACGCGACAUGCGCCCCCUUCCGAACAAGCCCCCGACCUCUCCAUUACCGCUGACGACCAGGUCUACCUGCACGCCGCCGGCUACGAUGAAUCCCCCGAGCGCGGGCUCAUACACAGCAUGCGGCGCUUCCGCUCCUCGCCGCUCGACUUCAUCCGCGAAGUAUCGCUGCACGUCUCCGGCACGGGUUGGCGCUCGUAUGACAACAUUGUCGGGCAGCCUAUAUUCUACUCGGGCUUCAGCGAGGAGAUGAAAGCCAAGGUCCUAUUAAACAACAUGCUGGUCAGCAAGGUGCGCGAGCUGGCGAGUAAGAGAGUGGAAGUGGAGGCUAAGGAAGGGCUGUUGGGUGGGGAGGAGCAGGUGGGGGAGAAGGAUAAGAGGAGGAAGCGCAGGGCGCAGAUCGAGGAGAGCUUGAUGGAGGUUAGCGAGACAUUGACGGAUCAGAUGAUUUGCAAGAUGGAAAGUAGGCGAUUUAUACGGGGCGCUUAUUAUCUAACGACGCAGCUUUUGACGCGCGCGUAUCACCAAGGUGUCCAUGUUUCGAGCGAGGAGGUGCUGAGGCUAAGAGGGGUGGCGGAAAAGGCGGCGAGGGAUAAGCACAGCAUUAUCUUCCUACCAUGCCAUCGGUCCCAUGUCGAUUACGUCUCGCUCCAGAUUAUUUGCUAUCGGCUGGGUUUGGCGCUGCCUACGGUUGUGGCGGGGGAUAACCUCAAUUUCCCGGUUGUGGGGGCAUUCUUGCAGCAUGCGGGCGCUAUGUGGAUAAGACGGAGCUUUGGGGAGGACCAGCUGUACCAGACACUGGUGCAAGCGUAUAUCGAUACGUUGCUCCAGAACGGAUAUAAUCUGGAGUGCUUUGUGGAAGGAGGCAGGAGUAGGACGGGCAAGCUAUUACCGCCGAAGUUUGGUAUAUUAAGCUAUAUGCUGGAUAGUAUUGCGAGUGGCAGGGUGGACGAUGCGAUUAUCUGCCCGGUGUCGACGCAGUACGACAAAGUCAUUGAAGUGGACUCAUACAUCAGCGAACUCCUCGGCCAGCCGAAGCCUAAGGAGAACCUCAUGGACUUCCUCUCCGCAUCCUCUGUCCUCUCCCUCAAGCUCGGCCGCGUAGAUGUCCGGUUCCACGAGCCAUGGUCUCUCCGCAAAUUCAUCAACGAACAGCAAGACCGCUUCAGCAAGCUGCCACAAAAGUUGGAUCUCAAAGACGAACGACUGCGUCUUUUAAGGACCCUGGGCUACAAAGUACUCAGCGAGAUCAACGAAGUUUCCGUUGUUAUGCCCACAGCGCUAGUAGGAACGGUUCUGCUGACGCUAAGAGGGAGAGGCGUCGGCAAGUCGGAGUUGAUUAGGAGAGUUGAAUGGCUCAGUGGGCGUGUAAGAGCCCAGGGAGGGAGAGUAGCGCACUUUGCCAGUCUGCCGACUAGCGUAGUGGUGGAAAGGGCUCUGGAAGUCCUGGGUCCGGGCCUUGUGGGCCUCGUCCCAGGUUUACCAGAAGAGACCUUCUACGCCGUGGACAGAUUCCAGCUCUCCUUCUACCGCAACAUGACCAUCCACCUCUUCAUCCUCCAAUCCCUCGUCUCCGCCUCCAUGUACACCAAAGUCAAGCUCGGCGGUGGCCCCGAAUUCCAACGCAUCUCGUACGCUGAUCUCCGCGACCAAGUCUACUUCCUCUCGCAGCUCUUCCGCGGCGAAUUCAUCUUCCCGACCGAGGGUCUCGACGUCAAUCUCGCCAGCACUAUCGCCUCCCUCGAAUCCGACAACGUCAUUAAAGUAACCCGCAAUCCGGAAACGCAGGCCGUCGAGUUUGUCGAGCUGAGCGACGCGGAGAGGGAAACGGGACGCGAGAACUUCGACUUUUAUUGCUUUUUGAUAUGGCCGUUUAUUGAGGCGGCGUGGCUGGGUGCGAUUAGCUUGAUGAUGUUGACCCCGCCCGUAGCAUAUGGGGGCAAGGAGGCAACGUGGCUGGAUUUGAAGAAGGUACAGGAUCGCGCGCAAUUGCUCGGGAAGACGCUGUAUCACCAGGGCGACCUGUCCUACUUCGAAGCCGUCAACAAGGAAACGCUGAAAAACACAUACCAGCGCCUGGAAGACGAAGGCAUCAUCCUCGUCAUGCGCUCUAAGGACUCUAAAGUCUCCUCCACGAUCCGGCUAGCGGAUGAAUGGGUGCCCUCGCGGGACACGAAGAAGGCAGGCAUUAUAGCGCAGGGUCCGCUGUGGAUGUUCGCGGAGAGGAUCAGUCUGAGUAGGAGGGAGGGGAAGAAUCGCAGGGAUGGCAUGACGGUGCAGAGUAGGGUGCUGAACUUGGCGGAUAUCGUGGGCAGGGAGCUGUGGGAGGAGGCGAGAGUUGAGAGGGCGGGGGACGAGGAGGAUGAGCGGGCCGUUGUGGCUAAGGCGAAGGGGAGGGGAAGGAGGAAGAGGUUAGAGGUGCCUGCGAAGCUGUAACUGGAGCUGUGGGUCGUCUGAAGCUACGAAUGGUGGAUGUAUAGGUACUGUAUAUAACAGAACAGACAUGCAGUUGAUGAAGGGGCAUGAGGAAUCUGAAC